AUGGGUGUAAUACAAAGGAUAAAGAAACCUACAACACGUAAGGGUAAAAAAGUGUUGCUCUCUAGGGAACCGAAGCCAAUUGAAGGUGCUAAACAAUGCAUAUUUUUACAAGCUCGUAAUCCUUCUGAAAGAGCACGAAAGGUGCUAAAAGAUAUUUAUGACUUAAAGAAACCUGAUGCAGCUUUUCUCAGCCGAAAAAAUGAUUUUGUACCUUUUGAAGAUGCGACACUAAUUGAAAAGUUAUGCUACAAAAAAGAAACGUCUCUGUUUGGUGUUAGUUCACAUAGCAAAAAACGACCACAUAAUGUAAUUUUGGGUCGAACUUUCAAUUAUACUAUAUUGGAUAUGAUUGAGCUUGGUGCAGAUAAUUUUAAGGCUAUGUCAGAGUUCCAUAACAUGAAAGUUCUAGCGGGUAUUAAGCCCUGUCUACUUUUCAAUGGACCAACAUGGGAUUUAAGUCAAGAUAUGAAAAGGCUUAAGUCUCUUUUCAUUGACUUCUUCUAUAGAGAAAAAAUUGAGACAAUAAGAUUACAAGGUUUAGAACAUGUGCUUAGUUUUACAGCAACUGAUGAUGGUACAAUUUAUGUAAGAUCUUAUAGAAUACAACUAAAGAAAAGUGGUCAAAGAACUCCCAGAAUUGAACUUGAAGAAAUAGGACCGUCGAUAGAUUUCAAACUACGCAGAACUAAACUCGCCUCAGAUGAACUAUACAAAGAAGCUUGUAGGGUACCUAAAGAAGUCAAACCAACCACUAAAAAGAAUAUAUCACGAGAUGCAUUUGGAAGCAAAUUGGGUCGCAUACACAUGGGCAAGCAAGAUAUCAACAGAUUACAGACAAGAAAGAUGAAGGGUUUGAAGAAAACACCAGAAGAGAAAAAGCAGUUCCUUCAGAAAAGGAAAAUGGCCAGAAAAGAAGCAAAAAAAGCAAAUACUGCACAAGAA
This is a messenger RNA of Brenthis ino (lesser marbled fritillary), 942 nucleotides long. NCBI's taxonomy places the organism in Eukaryota, Metazoa, Arthropoda, Insecta, Lepidoptera, Nymphalidae. The record is from the annotation of a GenBank genome assembly.